CUCUUUCACUGGAGCCACUUUUGAAAUGCAUAGCAAGUGGUAUGGAGUACUUAGUUAUUUCCAGAAGAAUCUACCAUAUUGGAAAUCAUCUAAAUACUAUCUUUGGACGAAAUUUACAAUUGCAAGUGGAGUUGUUGGCAUUGGGAUUGUAAGCUUAGCUGUACCUGUAUAUGCAUCAGACUUACAAGCUCAUCCUGCAAAACUACCUUGGAUACACAAUGGGAUAAUAUCUUCUUACGAUCAUGCUUCUAUGCGUCGAGGUUAUCAAGUAUACAAAGAAGUGUGUAGUGCUUGUCACAGCUUGAAGUAUAUGAGCUAUCGACAUUUAGUCAAUACAGUACUCACAGAAGAUGAGGCUAAAGCGGAUGCAGCUGAACAUAUGUAUCCUGAUGGACCGGACGAUAACGGAAAUAUGUUUGAACGACCAGGUCGGUUAACUGAUGUACUUCCAUCUCCUUAUCCGAAUAAAGAAGCAGCGCGUGCUGCUAAUAACGGCGCAGAACCACCGGACCUGACAUAUAUUGUCAAAGCUCGGGAGGGUAAUGAGAAUUAUAUAUUCCAUCUCCUUACAGGUUAUAUGGAUCCUCCACCAGGUCGUACAGUUUCAGAUGGACAAUAUUAUAAUCCUUAUUUCCCUGGUGGUGGUAUAGGUAUGGCAAGAGUAUUGUAUGAUGAUUUAAUUGAAUAUGCUGAUGGAACACCUGCUACAACUAGUCAAAUGGCAAAAGAUGUAGUAACAUUUCUUUGUUGGACUUCUGAUCGAACUCAUGAUGAACGUAAACGUGUUUUACUUAAGUUUAAAUUAUAAUAUAUUAGGCUGAUACAUAGUUAUAUCCACGUUAUGUGGGACGGCCAAACCAAAACGUGACAUCAGUGCUUGAAGUCACUAACUUCUGGUCUGAGCCAUGUUGGUAGAUGCAAAAUACUUGGUUGGAGUCCGCGUAACCAUCGUAACCAAUGGUUGGAAACUCUUGGUGACAUGGCUCUGAAUCGAUCACAAUCGUGUCGGUGUAUACACACCCCUUCUUCUUUCUACGUACUAAAUCCUUCUUUCUGUACUACAUCUUUAUAUGCGAUCUUUCUUUUAUAUAUCACCAUCAUUGACUUAACUACUCCUAUGAAUCCAGUGUUCAUAUUGCUGUGCUAAUGUGGCAUGGCAACUUGGACCGAUGCAUAUAUGUGCAUGGUAUUACGUUUUAGCUGACUGACUGACCACGUUAUGUAUUAUUUUUGAAUAAAUGAUUCCUUAAAAGGCCCAAAGAAAAUUAAUCAAGCUAAAGACAAUAGAUUGUUGUAAAUAUUUAUCACUUGUUCUAAUUACUCUUUUUUUCUUUAAAAAGGAACAACAUGAAAUAUAUUAUGUGCUACUUUUAAACUGUUGAAAUUGGGUUUUUUUUCUAAUUUUCAGGCAAUAGUAAUUACGAGCGUUGUGUUAGUAAUAAUGGGGAUAUACAAACGGAAACAUUGGUCAGAUAUAAAAACUAGGAAGAUUAUUUACAAAAAUCGACCAGUGCCGAAGGAUGUUUAGUAAACUUUCUUUCAGUUUUCUUCAAUAGAAUCAAUAUCAUGUUCUCUCUUUAUGUGUGCGUAUGUUUCCUCCACUUUCUACUGUUUGAUACUUCAUCUGUCUACCCUAAUAAAGGUGGGGAAAUUGAACUUUUAGAAUGAGCAUGUAUUGAUUAUUAGGAGUAUAUAUACACUUAUUUAUUCACUUACUAAUUAGUUCUAUAAGUUGUUCGUACAAUACUGGUCAGGCCAAUGCGUUUUGCUAGUUCGACAUUUGAUAAGAUUUUUUAAAAUGUAGCUUUUUGCAAAAAUUAUUUGUCUUCAUAUUAAAUGAAAAACUGGUGGGUAAUGUGAUGAAAGCUGGACAUAUAUGUUUCCACUGUUUUGUAUUGUAAAUCCACGAUAUUUGUUUAUUGUUCUGUAGGGUAUCUCUUGUAGAUGACUUUGUUUGAUAAACCUCACGGGUUUGUUUUUUCAAGUUCUCAGUUAGUUUUGAAGCUAUAUUGGUAGUGGAAAAAAGGAGUUAGUACACCUGCAUUACAGAUGAUUGUACUCAGUGAUUUUUGAAUGGGCGCUGGUAUCCAGAAGUUCGAUUUUGACUUUGUAUGGGAAGCUUAUGGCAAAACUUUUAUGCUUUAUGUUGAUUAGCGUUUAUUAUGGUGUUAGUUUUAUGAUGUCUAACUGUAUAAGUGUGAAUAUGCAAUGCAAGCAAGAUUCACCACAAAGAUUUUCAAGAAGGUUCUCACUGGAAGCAAAGCUCUUGGGGACGGGUGUCCGUAAAUUUGAUAGUUGUUUUAUUAGCUGUGACUGAAAAUUAUCUUCUAGUUGCAACUUACGACUACCCAUAUACCUUUACAACAACCAACAGUCUAGGUGCUUUGUUAGCUUUGAGUUGGUAUUAUGUGAAUUACCGGAUGUCAAUUUUAUUUUAGGCUAGCCGAAGAAUAUGUAGAGAUAGGACUGAAGUACUGGGAGUCUUUCUGCUGCUCUCUAGUGUGAUUCGGUGUCGUUUACAGAGUGUAGCGUGGUAGGUUAAGUGAUGUCUAGAAAUUUGUUUACCUGUGGGCUGGUACAUUGGUCUUAGGCCGGUAAAAACCGAGUUAGUCCUAGCUAAACGUCAAUGCCGCUAGUUCGUUUCUACGUUAGAUCAUUGAAUAUUAAGGAGAUAAGUAGUCCUUGUUUGAGUGAAAGAUAACUACCGCAGAUUAAUCGACGAAAUGACGAAGAGGCCUAUGAGUCAGCGGUCCCACUCCACUUAAAAUCUGUAACCAGCAAAUACUAUUGCCAUGGCAAGGUUCUGCUUUAUUUGCACGAGCAUCA
This is a messenger RNA of Schistosoma intercalatum, 2826 nucleotides long. Lineage: Eukaryota; Metazoa; Platyhelminthes; Trematoda; Strigeidida; Schistosomatidae. The record is from the annotation of a GenBank genome assembly.